Messenger RNA from Dryobates pubescens (Downy woodpecker), 2958 nucleotides. RefSeq names its product chromosome 20 C17orf75 homolog (gene C20H17orf75). The record is from RefSeq and is a predicted model, not a curated record. Gene Ontology annotation, cellular component: trans-Golgi network. NCBI's taxonomy places the organism in Eukaryota, Metazoa, Chordata, Aves, Piciformes, Picidae. The coding region runs from base 133 to 1302 and encodes 389 amino acids. The transcript is spliced from 10 exons.
UCCGGGGCGUGGAGCGCUGGGCGGCGAGCGCAGGGCCCAGAGCGGGCGGGCAGCGGCGGGGAGGAGGGCGCUGAGGCACGGCCCGGGCGGGGACAGAGGGCCACGUUCCUCGCGGCAGUAGCUUGGGCCGGGAUGCUGCCGGCGCUGCCGGACGGCGAUGAGCGGGAGCUGGAGAGCAGCGAGGAGGGCGGUGGCGCGGGCGAGGAGCGGCGGCCAGAGCGGCACGGCAGCACCUACCACAGUUUCUACGGUUACCGGAGCUGCAGAUCCUCUCAGCAGGGAGCAGACAGUGGGGAUGGCAGUCCCAGCAGCGCGGCGGCAGAGACACCCUCCACCGAAGACUUUAGCCUCUCUUUGCUGGACACCAACUUACCAGCUGAAGCAGAGACUGAAUUGCGCAGUUUCAUUGCCAAGCGCCUUACGAAAGGAGCCCUCUUUGAAGGAAUGGGGAAUGUAGCAACAGUGGGACUGAGCAUACCUGAAUGUAAAGUUGGUUGUUAUUACUGUCGUUUCCAACAAGAAAAUCUUUCAGAAAUGGCAACACUGGAAUCAGACAGUGCUCCAGAAUAUGUCGUUUGUUUCUUAGGUGGCUCAGAGAAAGGUCUGGAACUCUUCAGACUUGAGCUGGACAAAUACAUUCAAAGUCUGAAGAUAAGCCUUGAUUCGGAGAAAGCCUUGGAGACCUUUGUUAAGCCCUACUUGAGGAGCUGGUUUGGGAAUGCCGUAUGCCCUAUUCAGAGGGUGGUGCAGCUCUUCCAGGAGAAACUGGCCUUCCUCUUACAUGCUGCUUUGAGUUAUACUCCUGUGGAGGUGAACAAUGCAGAUGAAAAAACAGAAAAAGACAUUAGCAGGUUUCUGGCAGCUGCCAGCCUUCAAGGACUUGUUCAGGAAGGCACAAUGACUUCCUUGUGUAUUGCCAUGACUGAGGAACAGCACAAGUCAAUGAUUAUAGACUGCAGUGGACCUCAGCCUCAGCUGCAUAAUGCAGGAAGCAACAGAUUCUGUGAGGACUGGAUGCAUGCUUUUGUGAAUGGUGCCGAAGGAGGAAACCCAUUUCUCUUCCGGCAGAUUUUGGAAAACUUCAAACUGAAGGCUAUUCAAGAUAUUAACAACCUGAAACGGUUCAUCCGGCAGGCUGAAAUGAACCACUAUGCCCUGUUCAAAUGUUAUAUGUUCCUGAAGAACUGUGGCAGUGGAGACAUCCUCCUGAAGAUUGUCAAAGUGGAACAUGCAGAAAUGCCAGAAGCCAGAAAUGUAGUGACCGUCCUUGAGGAAUUCAUGAGAGAAACAUCAGUGGCUUAACACUAUCUUAAUUAUUCUGUAUUUGUUUGAGGGUAUUGUGUAGAUCAUUGAUUUCUUCUGUGCAGCUUACUUUCACUAUUGCAGGAUUUUAGAUUUAUAUUUAAAAGUAUUCCCUAAGUGGCAGCUUCCUCUGCCUUUUAUUUUUUUUAAGGGAAGGCAGUGUGAGCUUUUUUUAAUGUGUAAAAUACCAGAUCACACAAACACCUGCAUGCUUUUCUGUGCUUCCCAGAGUCUCCAAAUGACUUGUUUCUUUCCUGAGCAAAUUAUGACAUUUGGGUUUUGCAGGCAUUGCAUUAAAUAACCUCCCCAGCUCCCUUGCCUGGCAAGCAUUUCAGGGUUUUAAAUAUUUUAAAUAUUGUUAACAGGAUCAUGUUGGAUCACUGAGAUUGGGUUACUUUGGUUUUAUUGUAAAAAGAAGCAGAAAAAUCUGGAUAUUCAUUAAUCAUAUUAAUUAGAUUAAUUUGUGAUAUGAAUUAAUCAUAUUUAUCUAAGAGAAUACAGGGAACAGGCUUGUACGUAUUUCAAACUAGCAGUUUGUUCUGCUGUGACUAGAUAAAGAAGUUGCUAAUUGAUAGGUGCUUGUGUGUGCAUACAGCCACUGGAUGCCGUGUUUAAUUCCCAGGCUGUUUGAUUAAUUCCAUUCUUCAGUAGUUUGUGUUGUGAUGGAAACCUUCUUUGUGUGUUCUUACCACCCAUUUUGUAUUACUGUAAAUAAUCAGAAGUUUUUCAGCUGUGGAGAAUUAAAGCUGAAUAAUCUAAAAUAUUACAUAUUAACUUUAAAUUAAUAGAAAAUUCUUCAGAAAUUGAAGUAAACUAAGUUCCCAGGUUAAUUACUCAGAUUUUAAACCAAUUUAUUGUAUUUCUGCAAUGAAUUCUUACCCACAUCAUAGGACAUCUAGACAGCAGGGUACUUGAAAAACAUCUUUGGCUGAAGCUGGAAUCAAAAGUCAGGAGGCCUCUGAGUGGCCAUGUACACAAGGACUGUUUUUGCAAUACAAAUCCUAAGGUGGUUCGGUAUCCUUGUUACAUCUCAUGGAGAAAUAAAGGAGCAGUUCACUCUCUCUCCCUUAUCUUUUAGACAGGCAUAAAAAUGAGUUAUCAAUGUCAUUAUUAAAAGAUUAAACUGCAGAGCUCAAACCCAAUUGCUCUGUUGUUAAGUACUGAGUUACAGAAUCACAGCAUGGUAGAGUUUGGAAGGGACCUUGAAAGAUCAUCAUGUCCAACCCUCCUGCCAGAGCAGGAUCACCUAGAGCAGGUCACAUAGGAAUGCAUCCAUGUGGGGAUUGAAUAUGCCACACAUUCAGGUGGGCUUGGAAUGUCUCCAAAGAAGGAGACUCCACAACCUCUCUGGGCAGCCUGCUCCAGGGCUCUGUCACCCUCACUGUGAAAAAGUUUUCCCUUCUGUUCCUGGGGCACCUCUGUUCCAGCUUGUUCUGUCCUUGGACAUCACUGAGCAGAGCCUGGCUCUGUCCUCCUGACACUGCCCUGCACAUCUUUAUCAACAGGAAUGAGGGCAGCCCUUGGGUUCCUCUGCUCCAAGUGCAAGAGCCCUCAGCUCCCUCAGCCUGGCCUCACAGGGAGAUGUUCCACUGCUUGAAGCAUCUUUGUGGCUCUGUGCUGGACUCAGUGUUAACUGUAGACAAAAACCUGUCUUUG